CUACUCGCUAUCUAUACAGACGCCUCUUCUAUUAAGAAAGGCACAGGAAUAGGAAUAGGAGUUACUGCUCUAGACUAUAAACAGCAGGCUAAAGAAAUCUACUCUACUAAAUACAAUAUUGGCAAAGGCCAGAUUGUAUACAAUGGAGAGCUAGAAGGCAUAACAAGAGCCUUUGAGUUUGCAGCUUCUAUAGCUAUAGCAACACAAGAGAUCCAAACCCUAGGACACCUAGAUAUCACAGGAAAUGAAAAAGCAGACGUCUUAGCAAAACAAGCUACAAAACAGCAACCAGUAUCUAAUACCACAAGCCUUGCAAUGACAGGUAUUAGGAUUAAAGCUAUUGCAAGACAAGAGUGGCAACAGAAACUCUAA
Molecule: messenger RNA, 372 nt
Organism: Didymella exigua CBS 183.55
Lineage: Eukaryota; Fungi; Ascomycota; Dothideomycetes; Pleosporales; Didymellaceae
Exons: 2
Biological process (GO): DNA replication, removal of RNA primer
Molecular function (GO): RNA-DNA hybrid ribonuclease activity
Source: RefSeq, a predicted model, not a curated record